UUUGGCUCAAGCAAAACUCUUGUUGUUUGAUUCGUUGGUGACCAACCCGGUGAUAGUUGCGAUGAAGGUCGCCUUGGUCAUCAGUUUCUUUAUGGCAAUCCAUGCCCUCCGUGACAUGAAGGAUGAGAUGCCGAAGCAAAUCUCCACAUAUUCCAAAGAAAUCCCGAUACCGCCACAUCGGGGUUCAUAUAUGAAUGUCGGUCCGGGUUGCUACGCUUACGGGGCGGACAAGACCAUUUUGGAACACACAUUCUUGCCGCUGAAGGAGGAACUGUUUAAAUGCUUCGAAUGGCAGAAGAACUACGGGGAGGGGAGCAUCGCAGCCAAGUGCAUGCAGAAGGAAUUCUCCAAACUGCAUAGCCCAAAGUACUCCACCGAUGUGAGCGUUUUCUACGGACCCUUCUUCGGACAAGAGUCCAACGCGACCUAUGGAUUUGCAGGACAUACUGACUGUAAAAUGGAGGUUGAAUGGCAUUUGCAUAAUAUGGAGGGUUAUGAGUUUCCCCUGCUUUCGCUGAAUUUUUACAUCUAUCAAAAUGCUAGCAUUGUGUAGUGUACCAUUGUUUGACUGUCCCGCGACAGCUCGAAAAA
This is a messenger RNA of Cladocopium goreaui, 591 nucleotides long. Lineage: Eukaryota; Dinophyceae; Suessiales; Symbiodiniaceae. The record is from the annotation of a GenBank genome assembly.